Molecule: messenger RNA, 5026 nt
Organism: Closterium sp. NIES-67
Lineage: Eukaryota; Viridiplantae; Streptophyta; Zygnematophyceae; Desmidiales; Closteriaceae
Source: the annotation of a GenBank genome assembly
AUCGUUCUCCGCAAUCUGUUCUAGGUACACUCCUGAUCACUGAAUUAGUCAGCUCUGUCAGCGAUUCCCAUGUUCACGAUUAAAAACACGCGAUCGUAGUCGUCCACCUUGCUUUUUAUCCGGGGCCCCUUCGUCCCUCCCAAUGUCCGCGUCAGCAUCCGCAUCCCGAUCUCGCCGCGAUUUUCGCUUCUGCAUUGAUCGCGGAGGCACAUUCACCGACAUUUACGCCGAGGUUCCCGGCGAGCCGCCCUUCCGCGUAGUUAAACUCCUCUCCGAGGACCCUCUUAACUACGAUGACGCGCCUCGGGAAGGCAUUCGCCGGAUCCUCGAAGAGGUCACUGGCGAGAAGAUUCCGCGAAACACCCCGCUUCCUACGGAGCGUAUCGAUUGGAUCCGCAUGGGGACCACCGUGGCGACAAACGCGCUGCUGGAGCGCGCGGGCGAACGGAUGGCUCUCUGCGUGACACGUGGCUUUCCGGAUCUGCUGCGGAUCGGCAACCAGGCGCGGCCGCGUAUCUUCGAUCUGACGGCUCGGCGCGCCUCGCUGCUCUAUGAGGAGGUGGUGGAGGUGGAGGAGCGCGCGCAGGUGCUGCCGGGGAAAGAGGCGCAGGGGGAAGGCAGGGGGAACGGGGACGGAGGGGAGGAGGGGGAAGGUGGGGGAAAGGCGGAGGCCGGGGGGAAAGGGGAGGAGGGCCAAGCGGAUGGGGAUGAGGCGGGGAAGCGCACGGUACGGGGAGUCUCGGGGGAAUUAGUGCGCGUCCUAGUGCCGCUUAACAUUGAGAAGACUCGAGCCGCGCUGGAGAAAGUGUUGGCACGUGGCAUUAAGUCAUUGGCCAUCGCUUUCCUCCACUCGUACACAUUCCCGGAUCAUGAACGCGCCGUUGCGGCUUUAGCGCGGGAUAUGGGCUUUAAUCAAGUCUCUGCCUCGAGCGAGCUCGUUCCAAUGGUCAGGAUCGUGCCACGUGGACAUACCGCCUGCGUGGACGCGUAUCUAACCCCCGCUAUACGCACCUACGUGGGGAAGUUCCUAGCGGGGUUUGACUCGGGACUUGCUGACGUGGCAGUGUCGUUUAUGCGGUCCGAUGGGGGGUUGACUCCAGCCCAAGCCUUCACGGGUUACCAAGCCAUCCUGUCAGGUCCGGCGGGGGGCGUGGUUGGGUUUGCCCGAACCACAUUCGAGUUCGAGGUUCGGGAGAUGGAAGGUCUGGAAGGUCUCAUAUCUGACGUCAGCAGCAGCAGCAACGGAAGCAACCGCAAUGAUAAGGACAAGGAAAAGGACGAUCCUGCUGAUGCUGGUACAGCCGCAGCGGGAACGCUGAGGUGUCGUCCUGUGAUUGGCUUUGACAUGGGCGGCACAUCCACUGACGUGUCGCGAUACGCAGGGGGGGCGUACGAGCAGGUUCUAGAAACCACCACCGCCGGAAUCACCAUCCAGGCCCCCCAGCUCGACAUCAACACUGUAGCAGCGGGCGGCGGCUCUCGUCUUUUCUUCGAGUCGGGCAUGCUGCGCGUGGGGCCCGCAUCAGUGGGAGCCCACCCCGGGCCGGUCUGCUACAGGAAAGGCGGGCAGCUGGCGGUGACAGAUGCCAACCUGCUAUUGGGCCGCGUGCUGCCCGGAUAUUUUCCCGCCAUUUUCGGGCCGAACGAGGACCUCCCAUUGGACGACCAGGCGGCGAGGGAAGCCAUGGCUGAGCUGGCAGAAGAGGUGAACCGAGGGAUGGGGGGGAGCGAGGGGGGAGAACGGGGAGAUGGGGAGAAGGGGGAGAGGGAGAGGGAGGGUGCGGGAAAGCAGGGGGGAAUGUCGGUGGAGGAGGUGGCAAUGGGGUUCAUCCGCGUGGCCAACGAGGCCAUGUGCCGGCCAAUCAGGGAGCUCACCGAAGCCCGGGGCCACGAGACCAGCACUCACGUCCUCGCGUGCUUCGGCGGCGCGGGGCCGCAGCACGCGUGCGCGAUAGCCCGGUCCCUCGGGAUCUCCACAGUGUUUGUGCACCGGCUGUGCGGGAUAUUAAGUGCGUAUGGCAUGGGGCUGGCUGAUCGGGUGGUGGAGGUGCAGGAGCCCGCUGCUGAGGUGUGCGACGGGGAGAGCAUGCCACGUGUGCUGGAGCGGGCAUGGAGGAUGGAGGUGCAAGUGAGGGAGGCGCUUUGUGGCGGGGGGAAGGGGGGGGGAGGGAAACAAGGAGGGGAGGGGGAAGGGGGAGGAGGGGGAGAGACGGAAGGGGGUGCGGCGGGGGUGUGGACCCAGAUGCUGCUGAACCUGAGAUACGACGGCACCGAUACAGCGCUCAUGGUAGAGGCACCGCCCUCACAAACUCCCAGCUCAGACGCCCUGCCAUCAGCCGGUCUCCCGGGCGGCCACCCAGCAGCGUCGUUUGACUUCCUCGGUGCGUUCAAGCGCCGCUUCGAGCGCGAGUUUGGGUUCGACCUGCAGGGCGCCCGGCGCGUGCUGGUGGACGAUAUCCGCGUGAAAGGGGUGGCGCCGUCUGGCGUGCUGCAGCAGACGGAUAUACCCAGGGCGCAGGGCGGUAAAGGGGGAGCAGGCGUGGUGGCAGGGGUGGUGGCAGGAGUGGUGGCAGCAGGGGCAGCAGAGGCGGAAGCAGUGCAGCACCGGGUGUACUUCGAGGGGGGGUGGCAGCAGACAACGGUGUAUCGGCUAGAGAAAUUGCGGUGGGGGCACGUGGUGGCCGGGCCAGCUGUGAUUCUGAAUGGGAAUAGCACGGUUGUGGUGGAGCCCGGGUGCAGGGCAGGGAUCACCAAGUAUGGCAACAUUGUCAUUGCUGUGCCGCCCACUGCGCAUCCGACUGGUGCAGAGGCAGUAGCUGCAAAUGCUGAGCCAACAUCACUAGGUGCAGCGUCCGCAGCAGCGUCAGCAGCAGCGUCAACAACUACAGCCCCCUCCCAGCCACUGCCAGACCCCCCUGCAUCCCCCGCAGUCCCCCCUGCACCCCCCUCAGUCCCCCCUGCAUCUCCCUCAGUCCCCUGGGACGUGGUGCGGCUGUCCAUCUUCGGCAACCGCUUCAUGGGCAUCGCAGAGCAGAUGGGGCGCACCCUCCAGCGCACGGCCAUCUCCACCAACAUCAAGGAACGCCUCGACUUCUCCUGCGCCCUCUUCUCCCCCGACGGGGGCCUCGUGGCCAACGCGCCCCAUGUGCCCGUGCACCUGGGUGCCAUGUCGGAUACGGUGCGCUGGCAGCUGGGGUACUGGGUGAGAGGGGAGGGGGUGCGGGAAGGGGGGUUGAAUGAAGGGGAUGUGCUUGUAACGAAUCAUCCGUGCGCCGGGGGGAGUCACCUGCCGGAUAUUACGGUGGUGACGCCGGUGUUUCGCGAGGGGAGGGUGAUUUUCUUCGUGGCAAGCCGGGGGCACCAUUCGGAGAUCGGGGGGAGCACCCCCGGGAGCAUGCCGCCGUUUUCGAGGAGCAUUUGGGAGGAAGGGGCGGCGAUCCGCACGAUGAAGCUGGUGAAGGGGGGCGUGUUUCAGGAGGAAGCGAUCCGAGAGGUGCUGCUGAAAGGGCAGGUGUUGGAAGGGGUGAUGGCCGGUGGAGGAGGCGGAGGCGGGGAGGGGGGUGGAGAUGGAGACGCAGCAGGAGAGGGUGGGAAAUUUGUGAGGCGUGUGCCAGGCACGCGCCGCAUAGAGGACAACCUAUCUGACCUGCGCGCACAAGUGGCAGCGAACCGGCGGGGCAUCGAGCUGAUUGGCGAGCUGGUGGAGGAGUGCGGGCUGGAAACGGUGCAAGCUUAUAUGGGGUACGUGCAGGUGAAUGCGGAGCAGGUGGUGCGCCGCAUGCUCACCCGCACCGCCCUGAAGCACCUGGAGAGCCAGAAGCAGGCUUCCCAGGAAGAUGACACACUGGGUGAAGGGCAGAAAGAGGGUGCUGAUGCAGAGAAUGGGGAGCAAGUGGGAGUACCUAUGGGUGGAGCAAGUGAGGACCAAGUGGCGGUGCUGCAGGGGGAGGAUCGCAUGGACGACGGCUCCUUGAUCCGCCUGCGCAUUGCCAUCCACCCGUCCUCCGGCUCAGCGCACUUUGACUUCUCCGGCACGAGUCCCGAGGUCUACGGCAACUGGAACGCGCCCACCGCCGUCACCACUGCUGCCAUCAUCUAUUGCCUGCGCUGCCUCGUGGACUCGGAUAUCCCCCUCAACCAGGGGUGUCUUGCGCCCAUAAGAAUCACCCUCCCGCUGCAUUCGCUGCUGUCGCCGAGUGACACUGCUGCUGUGGUGGGCGGCAAUGUGCUGACUUCGCAGCGGGUGACGGAUAUUAUUCUGGCAACUUUUGCUGCGGCGGCGAAUUCCCAGGGGUGCAUGAACAACCUUACCUUUGGCGACGGCACUUUCGGGUACUAUGAGACGAUUGCCGGGGGGGUGGGGGCCGGGCCGACCUGGCAGGGGGAGGACGGGGUGCAGAGCCACAUGACCAACACCCGGAUCACCGACCCCGAGGUGCUUGAGCGGCGCUACCCGGUGCUUCUGAGAAGGUUCCGGCUGCGUCAGGGGAGUGGGGGGGGCGGGGAGAGGAGAGGAGGGCAUGGGGUGGAGCGGGAGGUCCAGUUCUUGCGGCCCGCGACUGUCAGCAUGCUGUCUGAGCGGAGGGUGUUGGCACCGAAUGGGGCCAUGGGGGGGGGGUAUGUGCCGAGUGCUGAGGCGAGCUGGCCUAAGUUCAGUUGCGAGGAGGAAGGGUAGUAGGGGGGGAGAGGCGUGAUGAAGUCAGGUGGGAUGGUGGGAAGGGUUGAAGUGACCUGCAUGAGAGGAGCAAGUGGCAGGGUGCACAAGGGCCAGAAAUUCAUGGCAGUGAAAGGGAGUUUAUGUGGGUGUAAGAGCCAAUAGCUGAGGUGAGCUGGCCUGGUAAGUUCUGCUGGACUGAACAAGAACCGGGGUGGUUUCCACUACAAAACAUGGGCUGGCUAGCAUCCCUCAACAGGCCUUGCAAGAAUUUCAGCGUCUCGGCUCUGAAUUGGGGCUUGGCAGAAUUCUUACCAUGUUUUGUACCAUAACGGGAUUCACGUGAACCAAGCAAGCAAGUUACUUGAGUUA